Benincasa hispida (wax gourd) is the source of this 2256-nucleotide messenger RNA. RefSeq lists its product as uncharacterized. The record is from RefSeq and is a predicted model, not a curated record. NCBI's taxonomy places the organism in Eukaryota, Viridiplantae, Streptophyta, Magnoliopsida, Cucurbitales, Cucurbitaceae.
AUGCGUUUAUGGCUUUAUGCUGCAUAAGGCGAGAAAGAAACGAAUGACGAUUUGUUUAAUAAAAAAAACGUGUCAUCGCGGUGUUUUGUAGAUAACACGAUUUCCUACUGCGUGGCGGCGCAAUCAAGAAACUCGGCGGAAGCAGAGCGGUGUCCGGUCAGCUCCGUCGCGUCGCCUUCCUCUCUCUCGGUGUUAUUCUGCACAAAAUCAUUGCAUCUUCUUUCUUUCUGUAUUUUAAUCAAUCAUACUCCGUAAUCUUCGCCUUCGACUCUUAUAUUUUACUCUUAUGAAUGCUUCAUCCAACCCUUUCAGCUUUGACUAUUAUCGCCUACCUUUGUUUAGAUGCAUUCUUAAGUUCUCUCGACUCGCCAUUUCCGAUCCUCGUGUUGUUUUCAUUGUUAAUUACUAAUGGCGAUGGCUGCCUUCAAAUCCUCAUCUAGAAGAGGAGGUUCGACUUCGGUGACACCUUCUUCGAGCAGUGGCGCGUCAACAUCGGGUAAAGAUAGCAAGCCGAGUGGUAAUUCUCCCAAGAAAGCUACUAUCCGUAGAUCACGAAGCGUGAGUGCCUUUUCCAGAUCUAGCGCUGCGGAUGUUUCGGCAGAUUUUUCGAAUAGUAGAGAUAAUCCGCUCUUCUGGAGCAAUGGUUCGCCUCCUUUGGAAGAAGCUCGAACUGUUAACCUUGAAUCUGAUGGAAGUUCCACCAGAAUUAGUGCAGGAAGUUCGAAACGUGUCAGUUCUGGUGGUGUUGAGAAUUCUAGGGGACGAUCAGUGUCGAGGAGCUCCGAUUCUGGAAGUGUAGGUUCAGGAAGCAGGAAAACCGGUGGCCGAAGCUUGUCGAGGGUAGGCACUGAACGGCGGGAACGCUCGGCGUCUGUGACUCGAUAUCCUGUCUCAUCGCUGUCCUUGAACUCUGAGAGUGAGGCUGAGCGAGAUAGUCGUUAUAGUACGAAAUUCAAUAAUAGAAAGACUCCAGAUUCGUUGCUUCAUGGGCGGAGAGAGGUUGGCUUAGUUAGAACUAGAAGUAGUUCUUCGGAUGCUUUGCAGCAAUCAAAAGGCCUGCGAGAUCGGUCGAGUCAUCGUUUGCCCUUUGAUUUAUCAGAUAACUGCGAUGUGUCGGUGUCUUGUAGUUUUGAAGAUAGGCUGUCCACAGCGAGCUCUUUGUCUGAAGCUGAAGAGAGGACCGUAAGAGCUGUUUGUGAACAAAUGAAGUCAAUAAAAGGGGAUUGUUUGCAAGGACAUUCCAGUGGUAGUGACAUAUAUGACAUAAUUCAAUAUGAAGUAAGACGUGCUGUCCAAGAUAUCCACAAUGACCUUCUCAGUGCUCCACAAAGCAGUGCUGAUACUACAGGAAGUUCUGACAUUGAUAUCCCUCCUGAAUUGGUGAAUCCAGGUGCAAUUGAAUUGGUGGACUUGAGAAGCGAGUAUACGAAGAAGCUUGAGCAGUCGCAAGAGCGAGCUAGAAAACUUCGGGCAGACUUGGCAGUGGAAGAGCAUCGUGAAUUAGAGCUCAGUAGAAUUUUGCGGGAAGUAAUACCAGCUCCUAAGACUUCUAUGAGACGAAAAGCUAGUAUUGAAAGAAGAAGGAUGUCAAAGCGUUUAACUGACGAUGCCUUGGCAUAUUUUGAUGAGUGUGUUUCGUUAUCAACAUUUGAUGGUUCUGAUUUCUCAUCACUGGAAGAAACACCCCCUAUCCACCAAGUUUCUUCCACUACCCAGGUGGAAGAUGGUACCAUCCCCCAGGAACCAGCAAUUGGAACUUCAUCUGAGAUUGACCAAUAUAAUUUAGGGCAGACAUCUUACAGAAGCAAUAACCUGAGCAAACAUGGGAAAGGCAAAGCUCAGUUUUCCUUCACAAAGAAACCUCAUGAAAGCUAUGGGAUCAAACAGGACAUUGGGAAGUACAUUCAGAAAGACGACAACGAAUCACAAGUCGUAAGCAUGAAGCAUUGUGAUAUGAUGAAUGAUACGAAUUUACAGAAGGCAAAAGAAAGCCUGUUGUUGGAUCGAGUUGUUUUCAGAAGCAGAAUAGAAUCGGGCAGUUUACUACUAUGCGGCGUAAGUUCUUUAAAUUGUUCCUCAUAUUAUGCUUCUAUCAUCUGAUCUGAUGGUGUCAAGGACAGGUUUGAUUGUGAUAAAAGCAUUGUUUUUUUGGUUUUUGUUUUUUUUUUAAAAAAAAGUUGGAAUUUUACGAUAUUUGUAUUUGUAAAUAAAGAAUUUGUGAUAAUUUUAUUAUGUUUGGUUGAGCUGUUGGCAUUU